Messenger RNA from Penaeus monodon (black tiger shrimp), 1483 nucleotides. RefSeq names its product NADPH--cytochrome P450 reductase-like (gene Cpr). Gene Ontology annotation, molecular function: flavin adenine dinucleotide binding; FMN binding; NADPH-hemoprotein reductase activity. Gene Ontology annotation, cellular component: cytosol. Gene Ontology annotation, biological process: response to hormone. The record is from RefSeq and is a predicted model, not a curated record. NCBI's taxonomy places the organism in Eukaryota, Metazoa, Arthropoda, Malacostraca, Decapoda, Penaeidae. Bases 187 to 1464 code for a protein of 425 amino acids. The transcript is spliced from 10 exons.
AGAAGGCAAAAGAAGGCUCCGCGUGACCCUGUGGCGGAGGAGCAGCCACCCCCCUCGCCUCCGUCAGCUGUAGUCUGGUGCGGGCGUGAGGGAGGAAGGUGUCGCUGGCUCGCCGUCCUUACGUAAGGGUCAUUAUACAACUGGGGAUCAACUCUCCCAAUACACGUCUUCACAGAGAGUUUCAGAAUGGAGGAGAGCACAGAGAGAUUAGUAGACGCUGCGUCGGCUGCGGCUGAGGAAAUGGCAGAAGAGCCGUUGGUGGGAAUGCUGGACUUGGUGUUACUCUCCCUUCUUGCGGGUGUGUCAGUAUACUAUUUCUUCCUCCGUGACACUAACAAAAAAGAUGAAGUCCCGGCAUUGAAGAGCUUUACGAUAUCACCAACCUCAUUACCGAUGCGCACAAAUGACAGCAACUUCGUGGGUAAGAUGAAGUCAUCGGGAAGGAACGUCAUUGUCUUUUACGGAUCGCAGACAGGAACAGCAGAAGAAUUUGCAGGACGUCUUGCUAAAGAAGCCACAAGAUGGGGAAUGAAAGGUAUGGUGGCAGACCCCGAGGAGUGUGAUAUGUCCGAGCUCGCCCAGCUGACAGAGAUUGAAAAUCAUCUGGCAGUUUUCUGUGUUGCAACGUACGGCGAAGGAGACCCUACGGACAAUGCACAAGAAUUUUACGAGUUCCUUCAGAAUGGUGAUGACCAGCUUGAUGGGUUGCAGUACACAGUAUUUGGCUUGGGUAACAAAACUUACGAACAUUACAACGCCAUGGGUAAAUAUGUAGACAAGCGACUGGAAGAAUUGGGGGCGACCCGUGUCUUUGAGCUUGGCAUGGGUGACGACGAUGCGAAUAUGGAGGAUGAUUUCAUUACGUGGAAGGAUGCUAUGUGGCCUAAGGUAUGCAAAUCCUUUGGUUUUGAGGCACAGGCACAGGAUAUCAACAUGAGACAAUACAAACUAAAGAUUCACAAAGACUAUGAACCUACUCAGCUGUACACAGGAGAGUUAGCUCGACUCAACUCACUGAAGAUUGGUAGCCAGAAGCCGCCUUUCGACUCCAAAAAUCCUUUCAUGGCAGAAAUCGUUGUUAACAGGGAACUUUUUAAUGGUGGAGAACGAAACUGCAUGCAUAUUGAACUGGAUGUUGAAGGUUCAAGAAUAAGGUAUGUGGUCUAUCUGUACAUUGCGUAUAUGGCAGCAGUUUCUCUCAAAGAUAACAAGGUAUCAGAAGAAACUAAACUCAAUCAUGAAUCUUGUAUACAAAAUUCUUCUAUGAAAUUUUUUGCAUCGUUUCAAAAGGGAGCUAAUAAAGUUUUGUAUCGUUUCAGGGAUGCCAAGAAGAUGGCCAGAGACGUCCAUACUGUGAUUAUCCAGAUUUGCCAGACUGAGGGUGGGAUGACACCAGGAGAGGCUGAGCUCUACGUGAAGAAAAUGAUCAACCAGAAACGUUAUUCAUCAGAUGUAUGGAGUUAAAGAUCGUCUCAGAUUGUCC